Molecule: messenger RNA, 4028 nt
Organism: Annulohypoxylon truncatum
Lineage: Eukaryota; Fungi; Ascomycota; Sordariomycetes; Xylariales; Hypoxylaceae
Exons: 6
Coding region: 327-3812 (1161 amino acids)
Biological process (GO): signal transduction
Source: RefSeq, a predicted model, not a curated record
UAAGGAACUCUAUUGGCACACAUUGAAGAUCGCCCACAUGCCCAGGUGUGUUUACCUCAUUCUGUAAAUCAUGGUAUCACGGUAUCCAUGAGAUCGUACCUGCGGCAUGCAGUGCUACGGGGUUGGAUAUACCUAUAUGGCCGGGCACUUUUGUCGAGUCAGGAGAAAGGCAGGAAGGAGUGGCCCAUUCGUAUGUGAUACGGUAGUGUUAAACGUAUCAUCAAUCUGCCUCAUUCUUUGCCGUUGCAACUUGGAAGUUUUCCAUAUUCUCCAGUAUUUCCUUUCCUUUAUUCACGACAUACCCCUUUUUUUACAUAGUCGCUCAAAUGCAGUCUUACCAUCAUGAUAUUCCUUCGAUCUCCAACAAAGGCAAAGAGCCUAUCCCUACCAGUUGGUCAACGUCUUCGCAGCCCUUUCCAUAUCAACGAAGACGCCCAAUCUCGCACUCAGGCAUCGCUAGACCACAAGCAGGUCUAAAUGCAUCUCACUCACUUGGUAUCAUGGAAGUCCCUGGACGCAGAAGCAGCACUUGGACAUCUUCUAGCUGCGACAGAGGCUUGCUUUCUGAACAUGAUGAGGUAGACAAUAGAGAAGAGUUCGUCAAUGAGUACAACCGACUUGCAAAGAAGUACGGUAUUCGAUUAUUUGUGCCUGGAGAUUUUCCCGUAGAUUCUUCUGCUCCAAUUCGAAAAACGAGCUGGUUUUCCAAAGCAUUGAGACGAUCAUCUUCUGGCCAAUCAACACAAACUGUGAUUGUUAAAUCAGACCAGCCGCUUCGACGUCGACGGAGCAUCAGUGAUGCCGCUUUGAACAUUGUACAUCAUCAAAAGAAAGAUGGAUUGGAGAAUGCAAAUCUUCAGGAUCUAGUUCGAUUGUGCGGGAAGAGUUUGCUCUAUUUGCCCCCAGAAUACACGCCUUGCUCCUUAGUGUUGCCAACAUGCUUCCGAGCACUUGCACAAGCACUCGUACAACAAGCUAAUACACGAGGGAUAUUCCGAAUACCAGGAUCGAUUCGAACCGUAAACACACUCUAUGAAUAUUAUUGCGCCGAUAGAGAUACAAGCGAUAUCUCAGAGACCACUCGGUGCCCGAAUCUUCCCAAUCAUAUCAAGUGUAACACCCACGAUGUCGCUUCUGCAUUCAAGAAAUUUCUGUCUGGACUACCUGGUGGCAUUUUAGGCUCACUAUCAUUGUUUGAUGCCUUCGUUGCAAUUCACAGCCAGCUUCACGCUAACCCCGAGCUCGCCAAAACCAAAGAGACCAAACUUCGCGCGCGGCUGAUUGCGCUUGCAAUUGGGACUGUAAAGUCACAGUAUCAAAGGGAGAUUAUUUGCGCAGUAUUCGGCCUAUUGUGCUUCAUCGGUCGAGCCGCAGAAAAUACUCCCCGCGAGGAUGAAGAUGGGAGACCUCUUCCAACAUCUGGCUUGAUGGGAUAUAAUGCCUUGAGCAUCAUUUUCGGGCCUCUUUUAAUCAAUGAUCUGAUUCAAUCCUACAAAAUGAAGGUGGCAGAUCCGGCAGUUGGGCUAGUAUUGCUGCCGGUAUCGAAUCCAAAAUCCCGCAAGGAGAGGCGCAAGCAUAGAAGAUCAAGAUCAAAAGCCACCGUCGAUGACUCAACCUCACUCAUCGCGGUAGACAAAUUGCACAUCGCCAACAGUAUUGCGGAGAUGCUGAUAGUGCAUUGGAGGGAGGUAGUUCGACAGAUGCGAACUCUAGGCACACUGAAGGUCAGAAGAAGUGAGCGUAAUGUUCAUCAUGUGGAACGCAGGCCUAAAUUGACCUCAUCGGCCUCGGAUACAUGCUCAUUAAGAAAACCGCCAGGUUGGGACGGUCCUGAACCAUUCCAUCAGAAAAAAGAUAGGGGCCUUUAUCCGAUGGCCAGAAGUCCAAUCCAAACACCGAAACCUAGCUUACUGGAGCCUCAAUUUACGUCUGAAGGUCAACUUGAGCCAUUAUCUAUGAAGCGACGACAAUCACGACGGAUUAAUUCUAUAGUCUCGACGAAAUGUCUUUCGCCAACAGCUGAGGAAAGUCCGUCAACCGGGCAAGCGCCUCGUAGACAUGAAAAUCUUCCAAUACGCCAUCACGGAAGUCCACUAGGCCAUGGGGUAGCUGGAAGUGAAAUGACAUUUCAUAGCGUUAGAUCCUCUUUUUCCGUACUUGGAAAAGAUGAGGAAUAUUUGACAGGGACUCCGAGGACGAUAACGCCAAUUAGAUCACCCCUCUCGAUCAAAGAUCUAUCUAACAGCCCAACUGGAGAACAUCUCGAUGUCCAGACUCGGGACACAAGCCCGGCUGACAAGUGGAAGGCUCUGACUCUGGCUAGUAGGGCUAGCACAGAAUCGUUGGCGAGGGCUGCGAAGGAAAGGCGUAUGAGACGGAGUCCUGGCAAUGGCUUUUUUCGACAUACAGACGAAUGCUUGGCACAGCGAAACAAGAGACCAGUCACACCGGAACGAAAGUGGGAGCUCACGAGGAAUAAAAGUGGCAGUACAUCGAUGCCCUCCAAACUUUCGCCCGAGAAGAAAAGCGUAUUCGAGAAAUCACGGUCUGAAAGUUCGGCAUCACCGACGAAAAAUGGGUUCGACCGAAGUAGACCAAUUCCACGUCGUUCAAGCUCGAAACCUCACAAUGGUGCAGUUAGGGCGAUGACUGCACUGUUUGACAAUGCUGCUAGAGAUUCGCCUAUUGGAUCGACAGCUGCACAUUCAGGCGAAAGAAGGAGAGGUUCUAAAGCACCCAGUAGUAUUCUGUCUACACAUUCUGGAAAAGUCACACCGACUAAAUCUAUCAAGUCUAGCGUGUCUCCGGCAGCCAGUAUACUAUCAAAGAAUUCCGACGCUUUCAAAGACAGAUUCCAACCGGUUUAUACACCGACGCGUAAUCCAGAAUUUGCUUCUGCUGUAAAUCAUAGCAACACUAGUCUCGCUUCCUCCAAGACUACUCCUGGCGACUUACGAACCAAAUUUCCACACGUUUCUCUACGUUCUACCGGUAGUUCGUUUUCUGCACCAAAGAAAAUGCCUCUUUCUUCACCGACUCCACCGGUUCCUCUGCGUGAUCGAGAGCUUAGCCAACCACCAAGUUUGGGAACCAUGAUUCCUCAUCAAGAAGAGCCUCCAGUAGCCCAGCACAUUACUUUCGCUCGUCCGUACCCGUUCACUUCACCUGGACAUUAUGAUGGCGAUGAUGAAAGGGUUUCAAGUGGGAGCCGGCCCGGAAGUAGUAAUUCAAUGCUCCAUGUUCAAAUCCGUCACUUACAAAAGCUGCUCGAACACAGAGUGGAAGAAAACACACAAUUACGGCGACAGCUAGAGGCUCGCAAGAAUAUGGAUAUCGGCAAAUUAUGUGAGCAACUCAGGAUAGCGAAGCGCGAAACUAAAAUGUGGCGUGAGAGAGCUGAAGCGGCUGAGAAGCGAAUCGCGGUCUUUAAGCAAUUUACAGCAAGGCUUCGAGGCAUCCGGGAUAGCGUUUCAUUGAGGGAUAGCAUACAGGAACUAGGCGGCGAGGGACAGGUUGACGGGCAAAGUCACCGCGUUACCAGACGAGGAACAGUGGGUGGAUCCGUUUCUUCGUCUUGCUCGGGGCAUACCUUGGACCAGGGGGACCUCAACGACCGUAUACGUCGAAAUAUGAAGAAAGGGGCUGCGGGGGUUAGCAAUGAGAAGAGUCGCAGCGAGGAUGACGACUUUUGGAGAAGUGGUGGUAGAACAAGACGGGACGGCUUCUGGGAGAGGAAGAUUUCUGGUGGCCGGACAGCGCAGUUGUGGGAUAUUGCCGAGGAGUUGCUGAUGCUUGAUGAGGAUGUAAAAUGAUGAGUGAUGGGUUCUAGCCUAAGCUUUCGACAACGAAAACUUGUGAGAUAGGGGAUAAGGCAAGGGGGUUCUGUCAUGGAUUAUGGCGGUAGUACUGAGUCGUUGUUUGUGCUGUUUGGUUAGAACAGGCUUAGAGAUAUAUCAUUCGACAUGCAUUGAGUGAAUCCAUGGGUCGUGAUUGUUUUAAGGAUGGGGUUAUAUAGUACAAGCUCCUUA